This is a messenger RNA of Gongylonema pulchrum, 369 nucleotides long. The record is from the annotation of a GenBank genome assembly. Lineage: Eukaryota; Metazoa; Nematoda; Chromadorea; Rhabditida; Gongylonematidae.
AUGAAUGAGAAUGUUUAUAGUCAGUGUCUCAACAAGACCGAAAUUCUGCAGGAAUCUGCCGUAUUACCGCAAACUCGUUUCCGGGACAUCAAUCGGAAUCUGCAAGCAUUGGAUCUUGACAAUUCCAGGCGCUUCAAUCCAUUCAUGGCAGCUUUUGGAGUGCGAGUGAGCUCGACACCACUCACUGUUGAAGGCCAUCGUCGGGGUGCGCCACAAGUUAUAUAUUCCGAUGCGGGAGGCAGAGGUGGCAUCAUCAACAUCGAUUCAAGAAAUGUAAGUAACUUGUGUUGGUUUCGGUGCCGCUGCUUUGGAGCUGUAUGCAGCUGGAGAAGUGAAAAAUUUAAAUUUUGCAGGCGAACUGGCGGAUGA